GCAUAAAUAUCAAUACCGGACGCAAAUGGAGUACCUUAACGAAAUACCGAGCAAAUUCGAGGUCAAAGGAAGCAACGCAAUCACUGAAUUCAACAAAUACUUGACGGGCAUCCAAGAAUUGGCGAAACGAGACAAUCUGACGAUCAUCUACAAGGUGAGAGUUGAAAUAGUGAACGGGAAGGUGAAGCGAUCGAAAAAGAAGCCAACGAAGAAAUCGAUAUCGAAGAAAUACAACGUGCCAUUAAAGAAGAAGAACAUGAAAUUGUCGAACUUCGAGAUGAUUUUGCGUAAACGCAUCAACGACAUCGAGCAACAGCAACAGCGGGCCGAGAAUUAUCUAUCGACAACGGAGAAACAGACGAUUCUGUUGACAACAAAGCCGCCUUCGUUAGGAAAAUAUAAGCCUAUAAUUAGGAGUGUGCGGACUAAUUACACGAAAAUCGUUAGGCCUGUGAGGAACAAGGUGAUAACAUUGAGUUAG
This is a messenger RNA of Zerene cesonia (dogface butterfly), 481 nucleotides long. RefSeq lists its product as uncharacterized. The record is from RefSeq and is a predicted model, not a curated record. The transcript has a single exon. The coding region runs from base 26 to 481 and encodes 151 amino acids. NCBI's taxonomy places the organism in Eukaryota, Metazoa, Arthropoda, Insecta, Lepidoptera, Pieridae.